This is a messenger RNA of Lampris incognitus (smalleye Pacific opah), 2139 nucleotides long. RefSeq lists its product as uncharacterized. The coding region runs from base 84 to 2099 and encodes 671 amino acids. The record is from RefSeq and is a predicted model, not a curated record. Gene Ontology annotation, biological process: regulation of apoptotic process. Lineage: Eukaryota; Metazoa; Chordata; Actinopteri; Lampriformes; Lampridae. The transcript has 11 exons.
CCCAUGUUGGAAGGCAACGGAAUAGACCACCACACCACCCAGACGCCACCUAUGGCUGCUGGAAGUGGUCUGACAUUGCUGUCAUGAUGUCAAACCGGGACAUUCUGCUGCAGGUCUUGACUGAGCUUGAGCCACUGGAGCUGAAGCAGUUUCAGUAUUGUUUGACCCACAAGGUCCUGAAGACCUUCGUCCCCAUCCCGGGAUACCACCUUGGAUCUGCUGAUGCUGACAGCAUCAUCAAGGCCAUGCUGAGGUAUUAUGGAGAGGAGGAUGCCGUGAGGAUAAUGGCAGAGAUUAUCAGUUCCUUCGGAAUUGUCUGUCACAGCGAUCAGUUUCUCCGACAUGGCUCUCCGACCCUUUUCCAUUCACAGACCAAAUGGUCACCAAAACACAUCCCGGACCUCAUCCAGAGCCUCCGCAGGGAGCUGGUGUGCAGAAUACGACAUGUUGGCCUUGUUCUCUGCACUUUGCUGAAACAUGGCAUUCUGGAUGAAGCACAGAGCGAAGCUGUCAGAAUCUAUGCCAGUCAGAGGGAAAAGAACCGGGCCCUCGUGGACCUGGUCCUGAGGAAGGGCGCUGACACUCUGGGAGGCUUCUAUGAGGCUUUGUGUCAAUGUGAACCACUCUUGAUGGAGGAGCUGAGGGCUCAUCCAGCUGUCUCCAAGGAGCCACUGACAGUUCCAGUCAUCAGGAUUUUGUUGGGGACGUUGGUAUCAGAUGAGCUGAUGGCAUUCCAGUGGUAUCUCACACAGCAUGCCAUGGCAGGCCACCCUCCUGUUGACAGGCAGCAGCUGGUGGAAGCAGACAGUCUGGAGACAGAGAAGGUUCUGGAGAGACACUACGGUCCUGAACAGGCCACCAUGGUUGCCCUGCAAACCUUCCAGAAGAUCAUUCCAGAGCAAAGUUUUGUUCUGAGAGGGGAGCUGCUGUCUGGCUCUGCUGUGUCAACAGGAGGCGCCGAACCCACCAGAACAGAACGGGACUCGGCUGUGAUACCGGUGGACAUGACACCUGAAGUGCACAAGGAGGGCAACAUGUACCGGUUACAGUGUCCGUGGGCUGGGGUGUUUCGCUGCAGCGUCACCGGCCUGGUGUUUGAGGGGGAUGGAGAGGUCAUCUACUGGUCUGUUGCCUGGGACCGCAGGUUUCUGAACUCCAAAGGCCUGAAACCUGCAGGGCCGCUCUUCAAGUUCACCUGUCUGAGCGGCUCGUUCUCCAGACUGCAACUCCCACACUGCCAGAUGUCCUCCGAUGACAGCCAUGACGCUCUGUCUGUGGCCCACGUGACGGAGAACAAGGUGGAGUUCAUCCAGCCUAACAGGAUGACGGACAAGUAUGUGGUCAUCAACAUCUCUGGGUUUUCUGGCUUCGGUCUGGUCACAGAGACCGGCCCGGCCGCCGAGACUCCCAUUAACGGAAUAGUUCUGCUGUUCUACGAAGCGUGCGCUGACCCGGACCUCUACGCUUCCCUCUACGUCUUACUGCUUCCCAGGAACGCUAUUAUUCCUCAGGUGAUAAAAGAGUGGAACAGGAGAAAUGGAACGGUGUACAUCGAAGCACUUCCUGACUGUGAGCUGGUCCCAAAUCAGACCUACAAGCUGUAUGCAAGUCCUGUCCAGAACAUCCAACCUGAGAAAGCAAAAUUCAUCAAUUUUGAAGAGUAUGACAACUACACAGCAUCAUUCGAGGUCCAGCUUGCAAUAGAUGCAAAGAAAGUGGAGUUGGUGUUAAAAAACCAGGCCCACCCACCCUGGCUGACCCGCUGGCUGUUUGGCCCAUACGAGUCUGAGGUCUGGAGCAGAGUCAUCAAAUUUAAAGGAGCUCCUCCGCCGUACGUCAUAGAAGAGAGUUGUGAGAUGAGAGACGUUCUCCUCAACAUUCUGAGCGCAUUGAAGGAGGACCAACUCCGGAUCUUCCAGAAACACCUGAGCCUCCUUGAAGACCCAAUCCAUGUGUGUGUCCUGGAGACAGCAGACAGGAUGACCACGGUGGAGCGGAUGGUCCAGAAAUACCUGGCCCGAGGAGCCAAGGACAUCACCGUGGACAUCCUGAAGAAGAUGGAAUUCAUUCAACUCGCCGAGGAUCUACAGAGGAGGUGAUGGAGCUCAAUAAGACCAUAUCAGCUGCUUUCUGAGGGAC